Molecule: messenger RNA, 9295 nt
Organism: Orussus abietinus
Lineage: Eukaryota; Metazoa; Arthropoda; Insecta; Hymenoptera; Orussidae
Product: unconventional myosin-XVIIIa
Exons: 26
Coding region: 1884-7991 (2035 amino acids)
Cellular component (GO): myosin complex
Molecular function (GO): protein binding; cytoskeletal motor activity; ATP binding
Source: RefSeq, a predicted model, not a curated record
ACGCGCCCCUUGCGGAAGGUGCCCGUGUUCUGGGACGUGCGCGCGCGUCCCCGCUCCCCCGCUCGGCGGCGGGAGAGAGCGCGCCGGACGGCCGGGUAGCGCGAGGGAAGGAGAAGGACACUCGCCGGUGGGCGAAAACCGGAGCGCCGGGCGGCGCGCCAGUGUUGUGACGUCUCGGCGCACGUACGCGCCGCGCGGCUGUCAGCGGGCCACGGAGCGGCAUCCCCGAGGCGUCCCCGGAGGUUAGGGCGAGCGACAGCGAUCGAUCCGGGUUUUCCGCGGCCCUGGACGCCGGGCGUGUUCCGGGCUGGCGUGCAAGUCGGGGUAGUCUUAGCCAGUGACACCUAGUCCUGGUGAUUUUUACGUGCGGUACCUGCCUUGCGGCUUUUCUUACCAAGUGACAGUGAGUGUCGGGUGGUUUUUCCAUUUUUACCUAUUUAUACGGUGCUCAAGGUGCGCCGCCAGAGUGAUGCGUCCUGUUGCGCCGCUGGGUCGGGCCGGAGUGAGCGGGCGCGGACCGUAGGACCCCGCCGAGGGGAAGGACCGACCACCCGAACGUGGAUGGUGCGCGACCUUACGACCGAGGAGCAUAGGGCUAGGAAGAAGGGAAGGAAGAUCGAAGAGGUGCAGGAGUCCUGCUGAGUUUUGGGAAGAGGGGCACCACCGGGCUCACGACGAGAGGGAAAGGACUGGGAUUAUGCUAAUUCCGGUAGUUGAGGUCUAAGGAAUACCCGUAAAUCUUGUAAAUCGUGGUCCUCGGUGGUACUUGGACCCACGCCCGGAAACGCCGCACACGAAGGCGAGAUAUUGGACAGAAGGGCUCACCUUGCGCGCCUUCGGAAUCGACGGGGAGAGAUCAAGAGACCGAAGACUAGGAACGGACGAUGCCGUUGCGUAUUAUGUCAUAAUAUAUAUUGUAUUACGUUGUACUUCACUAAUGCCUAGAGGAUUGGCCCUCGGAUGAGCAGUCCAGCCAGCUGAUAGCGGCGACCUCGACAUCCGGAAGAGGAGCCUGCAGACGAUCCGCGUUAUCUCCCGCGACUUACUCCAGACGUCGAGACCGUAAACAGUUCUACCGAAAGCCGAGUUACUCCUCGGCGGUCGCGUAGCCGCGGGAAUAUCCUGCUGAUACAUCUCCCAAAGAGGAAAGCUAAAACCUUAGAGUUCAAAAUACCUCGAUACAGCGUUAAGUCGGAACUAGGAACUACGUUAAAGGGAGUCUCGUCGGGGAAUCGAGACCCCUCAUUGCUCACCACGCGUGGCUUUGGAUCUAGCCAUAUCGCCGAAGGAAAAGUCAAGCUUCGAAGGAGGUCGCGGGGUGUAUGCAGGGUCCUGACACGUAGAAACAGUCCUGGACACUUAAUAAAGGUCCCAGGGAGUCCGGGAGUCCCCAGGAGGGAGACGGGCCUGGAAAAUCGACCCUCGGAGCGCCUAGAUUAAGAAAACGCCGGUCACGUGACCCGACAGGACGGAUCCCGGGAAGGGAGACGAGCGCCGCCCUUCUCGAGCCUUGGAAUCCACGGAGCCCCAUAGAAAAUCCAUAAAGCACCAUAGACUCCGCCGACCUCCGGAGAACCCCCGAAACCCUGCUCUUCGACUCUCGCGAAGAAGGUCCGAAGCCAGGGAGAGAUCAUCUAACAUAUCAUAUAAGUCUUAGAGUUUAAGCGAUUUUGCCCGUUCCGGAGGUUCCUCCAGGAACGUCGGCAAGGCUCCCACGUGGAUCGUCCUUGGGAGGAAACGGGAAGCCUGGCGAAUCGACGUGGAACGGAGAGGAACGGUGAUGCGCGACUCGCGCUCUCGAUCGCUGCACCUGGACUGGGAGACCUGAGGAGGCUGCGCCGCGCGUCCGGUUUGAGAGACUCGCCGAGGGACCUGGUGGGAAGAUGUUCAACUUUAUGAAGAAGGCCGCCGAGAAGGACGACAAGGAGAAGCGGAAGCGCGAGAAGAAGGAGCGGAAGGAUGUCAAGAAGAGGGAUCGAGGCAGCAUGUCUGCGGAGGAACUCCUCAGGCUCGAUGAGGUGCGAAGGUCCUUGAAGAUUCGAGGUCGGCGCAAAGAAAAAGAGAAGUUGCCCAGCGGUAUCACGGCGGAUUAUAGUGCUUCGUUCUUCGCCCAUCUGGACAGGGACUUGUUGGAGAACGUGCAAAAUCCCGCGGGUCCGAGCUGGACUCGAACCCCGGAUGGAUUGACGCAGAGCGACUCCUCCGAGGCAUCCUUGACGUCCUUGACGAACGCCGUGGGAAGUGGCGGAAAGGCACUUCCGCCACUUCCUCCAAAGCCGCCGAAGAGGGGCAUCCUGAAGGGUCCUAGACUGAGCAUCACGACCAUCGCCGGCGAGCAGGGCGUCGUGCAGAACGGCAACGAGAACCACCAAGACUCGAACCUCUUGGUGAGGAACACUCUGCGGAACGAGGUGAUUGCCUAUCAGAACGUACCGAUGCACCUGGGGGGAGGAUCCGGCACCAGGGAGGAUACCUGUUGCAGCGAGGAGGAAUCCUACACCAGGAGGAGUCCUCAGCAUAAUCAACACCACCAGCAGGACACGAAGCUCCUGCAGGUGGUGACCAGCGCCAGCCCAUCAGCGGAUUCCCUGACGGACACGACAAACUCCAGCUUCGCCACUCCACCCUUCAGCCUCUCUCCUGUGGGCGAAUCGCAAGGCUUUGCAAGAUGGAGGUCCUCGGCGUCCUUCGAAGACCAGGGAGUGGAGCUUCCUCUUCCGCAGAUCGUUCCUCUGAAACUUCCUCAGCCUAGAGAAUUGACUAUCCAGCGACAACCACCUCCUAGAAGUGAUUUCGGGUUCUCGUUGAGGCGCGCCGUUGUCGUCGAACGCGCUGCCAAUGGCCUCACGCAAAUGAGGCCCGUCAUCUUCGCGGAACCCGGUGCCAUGGUGCAGAACAAUAACGACACGGGUCUUUUGCCCGGAGACCGGCUCAUCGAGGUCAAUGGAAUCAACGUCGACGACAAGUCGCGGGAAGAGAUCAUUGAUCUUAUCAAGGGGUCCGCCAACAGCGUUACCGUGAAGGUGCAGCCGGUGGCAGAAUUGUCGGAGUUGUCACGACGUGGCGGCAGUGAUGGAACACACGUGGAGCUUGCAGCUGCGAACAUCCGAGGAGGUACACUUCGUCGAUCGGGCAGUUUGCGCUUCAAUCACAACACGGCGCGUUCUGAGGAACAUUUGGCACAGGAGCAAGCAUGGUUGGCAUCGGAUAGAAUCUGGCUUUUGCACAGAGGUGGAUUCACAGCAGCCACGAGAUGCGGUCCUGCAGAUCCCGACACUGGAAAAUUGAGAGUACGUUUAAUUCCAUCUGGAGAGGAGUUAUUAGUCGACGAAGAAGACGUCGAAAAGGCAAAUCCUCCUCAGUUCGACAAGGCGGAAGAACUGUCUCAACUUCGCUUUUUGAACGAGUCUUCGGUACUUCAUACCUUGAGGCAAAGAUAUGCCAAUAAUUUGAUCCAUACUUAUGCAGGCGAAAGCAUGGUUGUCGUCAAUCCAGUUGCCCCCCUCGCGAUUUACUCGGAAAAGGUUGUUCACAUGUUCAAAGGGUGCAAAAGCGAGGACAUGCCUCCACAUAUCUAUGCCAUGGCCCAGUCAGCUUACAGGGGGAUGUUGGCGACUAGACGAGAUCACUCCCUGGUUUUUCUUGGAAGAAGUGGUGCAGGAAAGACAACGAAUUUCAAACACGCUUUACAUUAUCUAGUUCUCGCAGCGGGAACUGUGAAUAAGAUUUUAACCAUUGAGAAGCUGAAUGCUCUCUUCACGGUGCUAGAAGCCUUCGGGAAUAGCAGAUCACACAUGAAUUCCAAUGCUACCCGAUUUACGCAGUUGUUCAGCUUGGACUUCGAUCAGUCUGGGCAAAUCGCUUCGGCAUCUUUGCAGGUCUUGCUCCUGGAGAAGUCGAGAAUAGGACGACGUGGGAACGGAGAUCCAACAUUCCACGCCAUGUACCGUCUUCUAGCAGGAGCUGAGGGUGCCCUGAGGAAGGAGCUUCACCUGACCAACCUCGUUGCCGAAAACAACCCCUUCGUCACCCCUUUACAGAAGCACGAAGACAAACAACGAGCCAUGGUGGAGUUCAAUCGCAUCGUGGCAGCCUUCAAGAUCCUCGGCGUCCCCGAGGCUGAUGAGAAGGUGAUCUGGUUGACCUUGGCUGGGAUUUACCACCUCAGCUGUGCUGGAGCUGUUAAAGCUGGCACCAGCUCCCAGAGUAGAUGGCAAUUCGCCAGGGUGGAGUGCGCUGAGAGAGCCGCCACUCUUUUGGGUACCUCCGUUGAAGAGCUCAGCAGGGUUGUCUUUUCCUGCAACGGCGGUGGUGGAACACCAAGUACUCCCAGACCAGCUUUGAGAACUCCCAGUCCUACCGAGCAGAGCAAAGAUGUUACUGGUUUGGAUGCCUUGGAAGGACUUCUCGUGGGAUUGUAUUCCGAAGUCUUCCACUGUGUCGCAGCUCUGAUCAACAGGUCUAUCUCUUCAUCAUUGCAUACGGUCUCCUCGCUGCUGUUGUGUGAUGCACCUGGUUUCCAGAAUCCUGCGUCAUGCGGAAAACAAACCGGAGCAACUUUCGAAGAUCUUUGUCACAAUUACCUGCAAGAACGCCUGCAACUUCUGUUCCACCAUACCACUCUGAUCGCACCUAAAGACAGGUAUGUGCAGGAGGGUAUCGACAUCGACCAUGAAGAUGAUUAUGACGAGGAUGGUGUCGGGUCUCCGCAAGCUAUGGUGUCUUUUAUGGACCGUGGUGGUUCACAAAGCGCUGCCAUGCUGAGGACAAGUCAAAGCGACCUCAGCAGUAGCAGGCAAGGGGACCGAAAAGGUCUCCUUUGGUUGUUAGACGAAGAAACCGUCAGUCCAGGAGGGAGUGAUGAGACCUUCCUCGACCGUUUGUUCUCCCUCUAUGAAAGGGAUCAUCAGAUGCUGCUGAUGAAGGCUCCCGGUAACAACCAGUUCGUCUUGCAACAUCUUCAGGGCACUAAUCCUGUCUUGUACACGGCAACCGGAUGGCUCAAGGCUACUCGAGAAAAUCCUGUCGCUCGUAGUGCUAUUAUUAUCCUGCAAGAAAGUACUAGGGAAGACGUCAGCAGACUCUUCGUGUGCGCUCGGGGUGCUGGGGUUUCUGGAGCACUGAGUGGCUCGGUUCCUGGUCUGGAGGGAUCUCAGUCUCUCAGAAGAGCUUCCAGUAUUAGAAGAACGUUCACCGCGGUCAAGAGAAAAAACGUUUGCUUGCAAGUCAAGUUCACUGUUGAUGGCCUUGUAGAGACCCUAAGGAGGACACGGGUAAAAUUCAUACACUGUCUCCUGCCACAGCAUAACGCGGGGUACACCGAGAAUAAGAGCAUUUUGUCAGUUAAAUCGAACCAAUGUGAAGACAACAUCAUCAACGUUCCUCUUCUGCGGUCCCAAAUUCGUGGAAGUGAGAUCGUGCACGCAGUCAGACUACACAAGGUUGGCUUUCCAAAGUUAAUGCCUCUUGGUGAGUUCCGGAGGCGUUUUGGAUUACUAUCAAGCGAUAGCAACGCGCGUCCUGGAAGCCCUGUUGCUGACGAACGUCGCGCUGUCGAGGAUAUGUUGCUGACGGUGGACGUGGAUCCAGCAUCGUACCGUGUUGGGCAAAGUCAGAUAUUCUUCCGAUCUGGUGCUUUGGAACGUCUGGAAGCUCAGAGGGAUGAGAAACUCACGGGUCAUAUCAUACUUCUUCAGGCGAGAUGCAGGGGAUACCUUGCGAGGAGGAAACUCAAUACUCUCAAGUUGCAAGACUUGGCGGUCAGGUGCAUUCAGAGGAACGUGAGGAAGCUGAUGUCUGUUAGAGAGUGGCCCUGGUGGCGGCUUUACGUCAAGGUAGCUCCUCUGCUCAACGUUCACCGCACCGAGGACCAACUGAAGGCAAGGACGGAAGAGCUGGAGGUCCUCAGGGCGAAGGUGGAAAGACUAGAGCAGGAGCGGAAUCAUCUGAAGCACGACAAUGACAAGUUGGAGGCGAAGUUGAGCGAGAUGACGGCGGACUUUGCCGAGGAACACUCUACGUCGACUUUGGCAGCCGAGAGAAUCGACGCCGAGACUUCGGAACGAAUUCGGCUGGAACGCGAACUGCAAGACGUGACCGAGUCCAACAAAAAUCUCCAACAGACUACUGAGAGAUUGGAAAUGGAGCUUUUGUAUGCUCGGGCUGCCGAUUUGAAUGGAAUCGCCUCCGAUGGCGAGGAUGGAGAAGAUGGAGGUGUCUAUAAACAACGAUACGAACACGCCAUUCGGGAGCUCGAGUUCACCAAACGGAAAAUGGCUCAGCAACACGAGGACGAUUUGGAACAACUGGUCGGACUGAAAAAACAGCUCGAGAAAAAGCUGGCUGACGCUUAUGAGGAGGUGGAGGAACAACGUCAGGUGGUUGGUCAAUGGAAACGCCGGGUGCAAAAGUUGAACGGCGAGAUGCACGACCUGCGACUCCUCCUGGAGGAACAAACCGCCAGGAACAAUCUCCUGGAGAAGAAACAGCGGAAGUUCGACUCCGAGACCCAGAACCUGAUGGAUGACUUGAGACAGGAGAAGGUGCAACGGGAAAGACUGGCUCGAGAAAAGGAGAUCGCCAUCGCCGAGAAAUUCACCGUCGAGCAGAAUCUCAGUGACGCCAGGCUGGAGAUCGAGUUGAAAGAGGAGAGACUGCAUACCUUGACUCAGGAGCUGGAGGAGCUGACGUUCGGCGGAAAGACGGAAGAGGAAGUGGCUCAGCUGAAGAAGACGAAGCACGAGCUGGAGAAGAAGAUGAAGGACCAAGAGGAAGAGCUCGAUGAUUUAGCUGGCCAGGUGCAAUUGUUGGAACAGGCCAAGCUCAGGCUCGAGAUGAGCAUCGAGCAGCAGCGCAAAGAGAUGCGGAAGGAGAUGCAACAGAGAGACGAAGAGCUAGAAGAUGUACGAGGCAAUGCACACAAGAAGGUCAAAGCCCUUGAGGCUCAGUUGGAGACAGAACACGAAGAGAGAACCAUUCUUCUUCGCGAAAAACACGAAUUGGAAAGACGUCUGGUAGCUGUUGAAGAGCAAGAUAGGACGGAACGAGCUGCCGAAGCUGAGACCGUUCAAAGACUUAAGCGAGACUUGAAGAAAACUAGGGCUCUCCUGAGGGAUGCCCAGACCAUGCUGGAGCGAUCGAAGGGCGAUUCCGCCGGGAAAGCAGUUCUACGACAACUGAAGAACCAACUCGAGGACGCGGAGUGCGCAAGAGCAGCAGCGGUAAAGGCGAAACAGGCUUUGGAGCAAGACUUGAAUGAGACUCAAGCUGCCUUUGAGGAAGCUUCUCGUCUGCGCUCUGAAGCAGAAGAAAGGGCCAAUGCUGCCUGCAGGGAACGAGCGGAAUUGCGAUCCCAGCUGGAAGAGAACGAGGAGGAGCUCGCUGAGGUGCUGAAGAAAUACCGAGCAGCGGUGCAACAGGUGUCGGCGGAGCAGUCACAGCUACAGGAGGCUCAGGUGCAGAUUUCCAACCUGGAGGCUGAGAAGUCUUCCCUGAAAGAUCAGCUAUCCGAGCUGAGCCAACGUUUAGAAUCCGUUGAACAGCUUGGAGAUCCCACGGCAAACAGUCUUGCUACCAGACGCUUGGAAUUCCGCGCUAAAGAGCUGGAGAGCAAGCUGGAGCUGGAGCAGACGACCAGAGCUCGUUUGGAGACUCAGAUAGCUCGUUUGAAGGAGAGCUUGGACAAGCUGCAGACCGAGAACGCUCUUUUGAGGACCAAGGAACAAACCGCCCAAGACGCAGCGAGGAGGCUGCAGAGAUCCCUACGAGAGUCGCGAGAUGAGGCCUCUUCGGCGGCUGCUCGAGAGCAGGAGGCUGUGCGAGCUCGGAGGGACCUUGAAAAAACCUUGGAAGCUGCAGAAGCAGAGACCAAGGUCGCCAGAGACGACCUGAGACUCGCUCUUCAGAGGAUCGACGACCUCCAGAGCGCGAUUCAAGGGGAACUCGACUUGGACUGCAGCGAGGAGGCUACGACCGAUAAUAGCGAUAGGUAAAAGGCGCCUCCUCGGUUUAUGGUGUGUCUACUCCGUCGGGAUCGUUGCCUUUCAUAGUGCUGAUCAAGGCUCGUUCUUCAUUCCAGUGACUGAUCCGAGGACUCCAACAGCGACCUGGAGAUCCAGGACGAGGAUCCCUCUCCCACCGAGAGUUCAGUGCAUCUCGGAGAAGGCUUUCCAAGGAAUUGAAAGAACGUCGCCUGAGCCCCUCCGCGCUUGAUAGACGUUGACACUUAGGAGACGUGUAGCUUUCGGUUGACUUUACUCAUGACACUCAUGGUAUCACGUGCUCGCAAUCAUGGCGGCCUCUAGUAUUAUUUUCAGUACUCUAGGGCAUAUUGUGUAAGAGCGACCAACCUUGGCCCGGCUUCCUCGCGAGCCUGGGACCAGUCGGGACCUCGAGGAGAGCAUGUCACGGAACGACAUGUUUAUGCAUAUUCGUCGUGUUCAUUCCCGAGGAUAUGUGACCCCGCUUCGUGGCUGUCCUAUAUCUUCGCGUAACACGUAAUCGGUGUUAUUACUUAUCUGGUGCUAGUACCUCCCCCUUUUCCAGCGACUCGUCUUCCAUUCGUUACUCCUUAGGCUUAGCGUGGUCGUAAAAUGCUAUUCCUCGCGACAUGCUUCUCUCGAAGGGCUCACGAGCGAGAUUUCGAAGCCGUAGACCAGGAAUUUUGCCGACAUGUCGGCAUGUCUCUUUCUUUUACGGUGUUUCUUGCGAUGGGGCGACGGUUAACUUGUCGGCUAGCCGCGCGUUGGCGCUGCUGUCGACGUACCAGGAAUUUUGUCGACACGUCGGCAUGUCUCCUUUUUUUACGGUGUUUCCUACGAUGGGGCGACGGUUAACUAGUCGGUGCGCCGCGCGAUGGCGCUCCCGUCGACGUACCUUCGCCCCCCAGAACGUUUGUAUAGAAAACGACGACGAACUUGCGGUUUACGAACAUUGCGUUUAAUCUUCGAUUCCGCGUAAGGUUUCUCUUGUAACUUAUUGCUUUGUAAAAUGCAAAUCUUAUUUAAUUAACCACCGGUCUGAGCAUUUCUACCAGUCAGCCUGACCCCACUCUCGAGGUUCCCCGUUUGGAUGUUCCAUUGAGUAGGUUUAAGGAAAUAUAAGCGACCCGCGACGCAGAAGUAUCUACAACGAUGUUGCUUUUUCAUUUACGAAACUGUAUUACUGCGAUCCAAUUGGACAGCUGGAUUUAUGACCGAUUGUUGUCGUUUUGAACCGUUGGUUGAGCGACCAUGAAUGAAGGAAGGGCGAUCGCUCGUUAGGUGGUAUUAUUGUAUAAAAUGAUUUCUCUUAAAUA